AUGAUUAAUACUAUCACUUUUGGAUUAUUGUUACUCAACUUUUACAAAGUAUCAGCAGUCCAGUUUGAAUUGUUCAUCUCUAAAGGAUCCUUAUAUUCCCAAAAAAGAAUUGUGAAUACUAAUUCUGCGAAUACUACUUUUAUUGUUAAUUGCCUCCCUCAAUAUGCCAAUUAUUGCACCAUUGAUCUAAAUCAAACAUCCAACCAAGCAGCUGAAAUAGCUUUGCUUUUCUUAGAAGGACAACCGCCCUAUUUAGAUGAUGACGAUGGUUUUAUAUUUGAUGGAAUGGAUUAUGACAGGUAUUACUAAUAAAGAACAAUUCUUAUAGUUAUGUCUAAAAUAAGAGAAACCAUUUUAUCUAAAUACCAAGCUCAAAUAGUAAAAUAUACUUUACUGUCUUGACCAAUAUACCAAUUUCCUUUGACAUUUAUUUAACAGGAUCCUCCUCAAUGCUAUGUCCAAAUAAUUGCAAUGAGAAUGGAGAUUGCCUAUAGGGUGAAUGUAAAUGUGACAAGGGAUUCAUAUCUAGAGACUGUUCAAUGAGAGCACUUUAAUUAGAGUAAGAUAAAUCGAUGUCUGUGAAUGGAUCCCACGAUCCAAACUUCUAUUGUUACUUUGAAUACAACGGAACUUAAGAUUUAAGAUUAGAGAUCACUGUAUUAUAAUUGUUUAUUGUAGACUGAGAAUGAAGCUCAAGUUUAUUUACUUGUACCUCAUGUAUUAUAUUUGCCAACACCUAACUUCUUCGAUAAUUCUGCUAUUAUUACAAGAACAACUCCCUUAAACAUAACGAUAAAACAGAGAACAUCGGAUGGCGAUGAUUGGAGAUCUUAAAUUCCUGAUAAAUUGAUUAUAUUAAUACAAGGGAUUGAAUUUGUCAUUAGAUUGAAUCAGAUUGACGAUGAAAGUUAAAGUGAACAGGUGAAAUCAAUUAUAAUUGUUGUUUGUAGUGUAACAGGUUUUCUUUUAAUUUGCUUUUGUAUCUUUAUAAUUAGAAGAGCAAGAUAAAGGAAAUAAAUAGAUAAGCAAACGCCAGAAGAUUUUGAAAUCAAAGAAAAUCAAUUUAUAUAUGGAAGAUCUUUGAGUAAAAAAGAAGAUGAUCAAUAUGCCACCAUAGAUAAUUAAUUAUCUCCUAGCAAUCUUUAAGAUAAUUGUGGAAUCUGCUUAGAUCCUCUUUGCAAUCAAUAACCUAUCAAAAGCACUCCAUGCAAGUAUUCAUAAUUCACAUAAAUAGUCACAUAUUUCAUGUAAAUUGCAUUCAAUAAUGGCUUUAGAAGAAUCAAUUUUGUCCUUUCUGUAGAUUUGAUUUAAAAAUAAAUAAUCUGUAGUACUAGUAACCUAUAAAAGUACCAAUGGCAGUAUCCAAUCAAAUAAGAAUAGUUAGAAGAAACAUUUGA
Molecule: messenger RNA, 1397 nt
Organism: Paramecium octaurelia
Lineage: Eukaryota; Ciliophora; Oligohymenophorea; Peniculida; Parameciidae
Source: the annotation of a GenBank genome assembly